Molecule: messenger RNA, 6900 nt
Organism: Falco peregrinus (peregrine falcon)
Lineage: Eukaryota; Metazoa; Chordata; Aves; Falconiformes; Falconidae
Gene: SH3D19
Product: SH3 domain containing 19
Exons: 22
Coding region: 760-3699 (979 amino acids)
Molecular function (GO): protein binding
Source: RefSeq, a predicted model, not a curated record
CCGCCCACCCCGGGCCCCAUCGGCACGGCCGGCACCCCCAGCCCCCCGGGCCGCCCGCAGCGACAGCGCUUCCCGCCGCCUCACCCUCGCUGUGAGGGGAGGAAGGCCUGGGAGCCCCUCGCCCCUGUGCCCCUCAGCAGAGGCUGCUGGGGCUGGGUGCCCGCUGCGGCGGAGCGCUGCCCGGCCGCCAGGUACCUCCCCCCGCCGCCGCCGCCGCCUCCCCCGCCCCCUUUUGUGGCGGUGCCAGGCGGCCGCCGGGUUUCCUGCUGACGCCGGAGCCGCGGAUGGGCAGGCAAGGCCGGCUCCCGCCUCGCCCUCGCUCUCCCCCACCGGCCGGAGCGCGGCGGCCCGCGCUGAGAGCUCGCCGGCAGGGGCGGGGGCGGAGAGGGCGCAGGUGCGGGGCAGCCCCGGGGAUCACGGGGCCGGGCGGCCGCGCUGAGGGGAGGGUGCCGGCCGCGGGCGGACAUGGCAGCCCCCGCUUCUUGAAUGCUGUCAGCCGCCCCCCCGCCGCCGAUGGCCGAAGCCUGGAGGUUGGAGGAGGACGAGGAGGAGCUGCGGGAGCUGGGCAGGAGGCACCGGAGGGUCGCCCUGAGCUCGGCGGCAGGAGGACACAAAUCUCAACUGCUUCUUUCAGGUAGUUCCAAAGUCACACGAUCGCUCUGAAAGAAAUAAACCAGACUGCCGCUCUUCAGGCCAAGGACCCUUGUCAUCCAUAAGAGCAGCAAUCAAGAGAUCACUCAUGAAUAGUGCACAUCAAAAAUGCCCUGUGGAAGAGCUUCUCGGACCUCUAGCCAUAGCGAACAGCAGAGGGAUAGAAGGCGUCCUGAAAUUACAAUAGUUGCUGCUGAACCCCUCCGGCCAUCCUCCUGGUUUCCAGGUGCAAGCCCUGUUGCUCCUCAAGGAUUAGGAUUCCCUUCUGCUUCAUCUCAUGCUCAGUGGAGGAGAAAUGAGCAUAUUCCAGCUGAGCUUCCACCAUCAUAUGAGCAGGUGAUAAAAGAAAUCAAUCAAGUGCAAGUCAAUACAACAAAUAACAAUAAUGCUGCUGCUCCUAGACAUACCACUACUUCUGCAACACAAACUGACUUUCCGGAGGAACUAAUCAGCCGUUUGCCAGGAAGUAAUGUAAAAACUAGUGUGCCUACACACUGGGAAUCUGCAGUCUAUCCAGCAGUGCAGAGUCCUCUUAAACCUCCUAGGCCUUCUGCAUCUCUCUUGAAUAGGUCUCCUUCAGAAAAUGAGAAUCCCUUAAUAGUCUUUGAAAUUUCUGAAGGUCAGAGGUGCCAAGAAAAUCCCAAUGCUGUGAUAUGUCCUGUGCCAAAGCCAAGAUCGAGAAGCAAUCUCAGACCUGUGGUCAAAAAUACUGAAAGUAAGAUAGACGAUGGAGAAGAAGUGAACCAGCCUACCACAAAAAGGCAGCAACCUCCAGUUCAGGAGUCACCUCUCUUAGAUGAUAGCUUACUGGACAAUCACUUGGUGAUGGACAGCAUGAGUACAGAAAAGAGCCAAAAUAGUAUUGUUUCAAGGAUCAAAGUUUUUGAAUCCCAAGGAACUAAUGAUACCUCAGGAUUAUCAAAAAAGCCAGAAAUUGCUCCUCGUUCAUUUGCCCCAAGACCUGCUACUGCAAAGAAGCCAGUAGUUGCUCCAAAGCCAGGAGUAAGCAGAAUUUCAGGAGACUGGGAUGCAUGGACAGAAAGCAAAUCGACACCUUCCAAGGAACUGCAGCCUCAACCUGAAGUAGUUGGGAGCAGUGUUACAACCAAACCCGAACUGCCAAAGAAGCCAAAACCUGGCCUUGUUAAAAGUAGUAGUAGUGAUUUUCUUGAUGCAAGGAGUGGAUCAGUUGCAGAGAACAGCGAUGGACAGAAGAAAUUUCCUGUUCCUGCUCCAAGGCCUCUUGUUCCUAAGAAGUCAUUUUAUGCAGAAAAUCCUGCACUUCCUUUGGCCUCACUAAGACCGAUUGCUGCUCCCCCACGGGCUUCCGUAUCUGGCCAAGAGAAAGUUUUCAAGUCUCUGGGGGAAUCGUCACCUGCAGCCAACUCCUCAGCACCUACUUUGCAAAAUAAACUAGAUGUGGAAGAAGACCUGAUCAGUUUUGAUGAUGAUGUUUUGCCCCUAAGUCCAGCUUGUGUAGCUACAAAUAACAUCAGUUCUGAAGCAGCAGCAGAUCCAUUUCAGUUCGUCACCAAAAGUGAACCUGCAAAGGAACAAGCAGCUCAACCAGCUUUAGCCCGGAAACCCACUGUGAUCCGAAUCCCAGCUAAACCCAGGAAAUCUUUAAAUGACAUCCCACAUAGCCCUCCACCGCUUCCUGCUGAAAAGCCUAUUGGGAACACCUUGAAUAUCACAGUGGGAAAACCCGACAGUGCUGACCUAGUAAAAAAAGUGGAGUUGGAUCAUUCAGAACAGGGUGGAGUGGCUCAGCUAGAACCUGUACUACCCCCAAGGCCUGUGGAUGGAAAAAUUAUACCUGCUCGACCUCCCCCACCUAAAAGUGUUCCUGGAAGGCCACCUCCACCAAAACUCUCUGCAGCCAAGACCACCUCCCAGAAGGAUGUUCUGUCACGAUCUGCUUCUGACAUCGCUCCUGAUAAAAAACCCAGCAAGUUCAGAUUGGGACCCAAGAGAGCAAAAAGUUCAGUCUUUAAAAAUCCAGAUCCAGCAUUACCUCCUAGGCCUAAACCAGGUCAUCCUCUCUACAAUAAGUACAUGGUGAGAACAGAGCAACCUGUGCCUCAUGGAGUUGCCAAGGAAGAUUGUCUUCCCAGAAACACUGGAGAACUGUCCUGUAAGGAUUCAAACCACCCUCCAAAAGUUUCCAACCCAAGCGUACCUCAUGCUGUCGUCCUGCAUGAUUUUCCUGCAGAGCAUGCUGAUGACUUGAACCUUCAUUCUGGAGACACCGUUUGUCUGCUGGAGAAAAUCGAUACUGAGUGGUACAGAGGAAAAUGUGGGAGUCGCACAGGGAUAUUUCCUGCCAGCUUUGUUAAAGUAGUUAUUGAUGUUCCAGAAGAAGGCAACAGGAAAAAAAUACCCGGUUCAUCACGAUGUAUUAAAGGCCCAAGAUGUGUAGCACGAUUUGAAUAUAUUGGAGAUCAGAAAGAUGAGCUCAGUUUUUCAGAAGGUGAAACUAUUAUACUUAAAGAGUAUGUAAAUGAAGAAUGGGCCAAAGGAGAGCUCAGAGGCUCGUCUGGAAUUUUCCCCUUGAACUUUGUGGAAGUAAUUGAAGAUCUGCCUGGAACAGGUACAGGAGCAGCACUGAAGAACAAGGUGGAGGUUUCUUCUUCCCUUCCUCAGAACAACAGACGCUCAACAGAGUGGUGUGAAGCGCUUCAUGAUUUUACAGCAGAAACCAAAGAUGAUUUAUCCUUCAAAAAGGGGGACUACAUCCAAAUAUUGGAGCAAGUAGAUUCAGAGUGGUAUAGAGGAAGACUGAACGAAAAGGAAGGAAUUUUCCCAGCAGUUUUUGUUCAGACCUGCUCAGCAGCCAGGGUAGAGCUGUCACAGUCCGUAGGAGGGAAGAAAGGAAAAGCCAAAGCUCUUUAUGAUUUUCAUGGAGAAAAUGAAGAUGAGCUUUCCUUCAAAGCAGGUGAUACAAUAACAGAGCUGGAAUCUGUAGACGAGGACUGGAUGAGUGGAGAGAUACAAGGAAAGUCUGGGAUAUUUCCCAAGAACUUUGUUCAGAUUUUAAAAACACAGUGAAGUGUUGCCUCUUUGUACUCCCUGCAUGUGGGAGAGAAUGUUUUCUAUCCUAAAGGCACAGCAAAGACAUCGUGUUUUGACUAUCAAUGUUUUGCACUACUUUUUCUAGACAGUCAUAUUAGUAUCUUGAAGUCAAAUAAGAAAAUUUUAGUCUUUUGUGACAGUGUAUGUAGUCAUGCUUCAUGAAUGCUCUGAGAGCAAAUACAAGCAGGAUUUUCAGUGGUUUUCAACUAGGGAAAUACUGUGGUGCAACACCAUUUUAACUUAAAUAGCAUUCUAGUAUGUUUACUAUCUGGUAUUACAUUUAUCAUGCACAAAGUCUGCAUAAAGUAAGGUUCUUUGGGCUUCUUUAAAAACUUUAAAAUCCAGAUUUAAAAAAAAUGUUUUUAAGAUAUAAUUACAGCACUCAGUAUGUAGAUCAAGUUUGAUAUUCAGGUCUCAUUACUGCUCAUUACUUCCACAUUAGCAGUAGAAUCCACUUGUUAUAUGACUUAGAGGAUAAGAAAGAUAAUAUAUUUCAUAGUAGAAAAAUAUCAAAUCUAAUACUGGUAAGAGGGAAAACUCAGAAACAAAUCCUUGUGUAGUAUUCUUUUCUUAGCCCAAGCUGCUUAUACAGGACAAUCACAAAAGUAAAACUUAAGUAUUUUGCCUCACAAUGAAUAAUGUUCAAAUUAGUAAGAAUCAUCUUAGACCUUUCUCCCUUCCCCUAAAAUCCUUUUCAGAUACAGGUUUAGAUUUUUCUGCUGCCCACUGUCCUUCAAGCACCAUUGUACCCCUCUUUCCCAGCUGAAGCUAGCUGUGACAGCAUUUACUGUUUUCUCCGAUCCCCUCCGUGCAGUAGCUGCACUAUUCCAACCAUUUGCCCCUCCGUGCCCUUCAGCUAAGCGGAAAGCCAGUCUUCACUCGUUCUGCGUUUCAUUUGUCACUCAAGCACCGAGAUAUACUUCAGUAAUGCUAUUCCUAUCCUUAACAUGAAGGAUAUUACACAGCCGCGGUUUUAAGCUUUCAGCAGACACGGGCUUAGUUUCCAGUUUGUUACCACAUACCAGCUCUACUGAGCAUCAUUACAACUGGUCUGUCGAGGCCUUAAGGAAAACACGCCUGGCAAGAAGGUACUUCGAGCAGCUCUAAUGAAGGCAUUUAGUAAAAAGCAGCAGUAUGACUUGAACAGCAAACUAAGACGUGAUUGAGGUAGCGUGACAUAAAAGGAACUUCUGGCAGUAAACUCCUUUCUGCAACACCUGGCUUCUGACAAAAUAGUUAAAUGCAUCUUGAUUAACUCCUAACUUCAUCGGACUGGAAUAGAAAGAAAUUAUGCUGCAGCUGGCUUUGAUUGCUGACAGUAUUUCAUCACUGUCUAACAAAAAGGAACCAGUAAGCUGUUGUUACGGGUCGUUACUUCAGAGACAUGCGGAUCACCAGGCACCGGGACACCCUUAGAAACUUUUUCUUUGUGCGUCUGCAAGUUCAGGCUGCAGAAGCGCCCACAGUUGAGCAGCAGACGGAGGCUGGAAACGAGAAUGACUGACCUCGAGACGUUUUGCCUUAGUCAUGUGCCUGCCUGCAGCUUUAUUGAUAGGAGGUUUAAGGAAUACAGCAACAAACACCUACUGCUACAAAAGAUCAGAGUGCAUCUAAAUUGGUGCCAAUGCGUGCUGGGGGGGGAGCCCAGAGCCCUCCCCUCCCCCUGCACUGCACUUUGGUUACCACCACAGCCGGCAUGAACAAGCUCACAGCCAAAAUUGAACUGAAAGAUGCUCCCACAGCAGGGAACGGGCCUCCAGUCUCAGUAGCGGACUGGAACUCCGGUGACACAAGCCCACAGCAGAGCCACCGGCACCUCGGCACCACCCUGCUCUGCAGUCAGUCACACCACAGUACUCGCAAAUACCAGGCGCAGGUGUCAGCCCUCAGCUCCGGAACCUUCACGCCCCAAUAUCAUUCAGACAACUAGGGUAUGAAGAUCACACAAAGGUUUAAUGAGCAAAGAAUUUCACUUUAACUUUCUUUACGGGGAUUAACAUUAGAAAAACAAUUAUUAUGGGCUAUUCUAGGAAAAUGGAAACAAUUUAUACAGCUGUUAUUCAGUUUUACCUUCCCCAACAAGCCUAUCCGGAACUCCUGUGGAAUCAAACUUUAACGUAAGUCCACUCUGAGGACAAGUCUUCCCACUCUCCAAGUUCUCCUGCCCACAGAUUCCAAAGGUUUUUGUUGUUUAUUCCAAUAAAACAGCCAUCUCCUCCUAGAGAAAUCCAAGUAAACAGAUAGCUUUCCAGACUUGCAAGCCCACUCUACUUUUCAGCCAUGAACUCUGAGGGGAUCCCCCUUCUUCCACCAUGACCUGUGCCAACACAAUCCCUGAACCUCCAGUGAGAGCAGCAGAACCCAGCAGAGCCUACAGCAACAAACCCAGUACCCGGGUCCCCCGAAGACGUACCGCAUCAUUGUGGUGGUGUAUGACGUUUACUUCCUGUUUGUCUGGCAGUUUUCUAAGAUUUUGAUACAACUCUCAAAAGCAGAACUGAAUUUUUUGAUAUUUUUUUUCAGUUUCCUCUUCCCUGUUUUUAUAACUGUGACCAGUUGUUUUUGUAACUUCCACUGAAUGUUUAAAGUCAGUGCCUAUCAGCAGGUAAGACCACUCUGCUUUAUUUUAAUCACCUCCUCCCCACGACGCAGGGCAGGAAGAGCGGCAAAGCCUGAUGUUCAGCGCAGGGAGUGCCAUCCAAGGGCUGCUCGUGUUGCUGCAGGCAGCUACAACAGCAUAGUUACUAGAACUGAAAACAAAAUUGGAUGGCUUGGCUUUUACAGGAAGGGAUUUUCGUAAGACUUGAUGGCCUAGGAUCACCAUGAAACGGCAUACAGAUCAGAACAUGAAAUUCCUAAGGUGUACAGUACAUAAUCUGCCAAAAAAAACCAAGAAUGAGGUGGAGCACAAAUCCUAACUGCAAUAUAGUAGCAAAUUUCAGCUGUAAUUUUUGAAAUUCAGCUAAACCUCCAUACAUUAGUGUGAUAAUAAAAGCCUCAUUUACCACAACAUUUUCUGUUUGACCCACCCUCUGGAAGUAUCUUCAGGAAAACAUCUUUGUUCUGUGUACAAGUAACAGUGUCAUAAAUAAAUAUUUGUUAAGUCCAGUAAGUUUGUUAUGGUACCUCUGUAAAUUAAGAAUGUAUUUAACCAAUAAAAUUUUUAUAAUUAAGUCA